AUGGAAAGAGAUACAGAGCACAAAGAAAAUGAGGAUGCAAUGGAUAUUGACCCUCAGGAGUCUAAUGUAUCAAGCUCUCUACCAUCCACUCUGCCUAUAGAAAACUCUAAUGAAUGGUCAACUCCAUUGGCGUCUUUUUUGUUCUGCACUUUUUUGCUUUCCUCGUAAAUUUCGUCCCUGCAUACACUUGAGAAUUAAACUUUUUUUCGAGCAAAAUAAGACAAAGAAAAAUUUUCGGUAAUUAGCUUCGAGCAAAUAUCUCACUAUCAAAAGUGGUAGAGCUGAUAGCAUGCAGCCAAAUCCAUAUGAGAAUAAGCAAGGCCAAGAAAAUAUAGAAUCGUCCUCAGAAAAUCUUACAUGGGAGGAAGUCCUGAGAAAGAAAUUUGGUUACUAUUACAAUGAUGAUGGAUGCUUAAGAUCUGUUGAAGGUGAUAAUCCAUUUAAAUUCGUUGAUCAAAAGCAUUAUGAAGCCCUUGGAGAUGUCAUUGAAAAAUACAUACAAGAAAGACUUGUUUCCUAUUAUAAUUUAGAUGAAGUAAAAAUCCCACUCCCAGAGCAUGAUCCAGGAACCAAUAAAUGCAAUAUUUUUGCAACCAAAGACUGGCGAUCAAACGAAGAUAAAGCUUUAAUUUUGAUACAAGGAGCUGGAGCUGUUCGGGCAGGGCAAUGGGCAAGAUCAGUCUGCAUCAAUGAUUCUUUAAAAACUGGGACAGUUUUUCCUUUCCUUGAAGAGGCAGCAAAAGACGGAUACUCUGUGAUUAUUUUAAAUCCAAAUUAUAACUAUAAUCCAGAAACCAAAGAGAGAAUUCCAUAUAAUGGAAGCUUAGAAGAGCAUGGAAAUUAUGUCUGGGAAAAUUUCAUAAGGCUAAAUCCUGCCAGAGAACUAUAUAUUGUGGCUCAUUCUUGCGGAGGAAUUUCAACAAUGUGCUUGCUGAAAAAUUAUUGGGAAGAAUUCAGAGGAAGGGUAAAGGCAAUUGCAUUUACUGAUUCAGUUCAUGGUGGGAUAGGAGCAUUGAAUGCUGAGCAAAAAGCAUUUUUGGGUGAAGUUGGAUGUGAUUGGGUUGGAUCCAGCAAUCCUAGAGAUCAUUUGGAAAAAACAGUGAGAAAGAGCUAUAAUGGAGUUACAAAUUUAUCAUCUGGGCACCAUAAGCAUGAAUAUACAACUGGAUCUGCUUUUCCCUCAAUAUUUCCAUUUUUCAGAAAUAAAGAGCAAUUUAUUCGCUAA
Messenger RNA from Blepharisma stoltei, 1225 nucleotides. NCBI's taxonomy places the organism in Eukaryota, Ciliophora, Heterotrichea, Heterotrichida, Blepharismidae. The record is from the annotation of a GenBank genome assembly.